CCGCGCUCGGGAAACAGGGGAACUGAAUUCUCCGAAGCGCCUGUUCUACCUCCAAUAACGCCAAAGCUCAUAUACAGGAAGCAACAACGCACUGAAGAUGUCUGACACACGCCGCAUUAAAGCCAAACUGGAGCACACAAAACAGCUUGUGGCUGAGAUGCAUGAACAAAAAAGAAGAAAAGCAGAAGAAAGAAAGAAGAAAGAGUCCGAGGUACAGCAGAUGGCAGAGAUUGCAUCUGAAGACUUGAAAAGUGGAGAGAUCUCAUCAGAACUGCCUUUCGCGCAGCCCCUCCAGCUUUUAACAUGGGAUACUUAUUUUCAUUAUUUAGUCCCCACCCCUUUGUCUCCUUCAUCACAAUCAGUGAGCACUUCCAGUGAGAACGGGAGCCAGGAGUCAGUGGAGGGAGGAACCAUGGCUAGGACGUUGCAGUGGGACAUGGACCCCUCAGCUCUCCAGCUCCUAGCAGACACGGAACACAGAUUGCAGAAACUUGAAACAACAGAGAUUGUACAGAUUGAUUACAUGCCCACACAACAGGUGACCUACUGCAAAGAGACCCAGACGCCUGUAGCACCAAACCAGUGUGAAGAAGAGAAGCCUGAUGUAGAACCCCCUGUGGUCAAACCCAAGCCUGAAUCUAAGGAACAUGAGGCGGCCGACAAUCAGGAGGACAUGCAAGUUAAUGAAGAUUGUAAGGAGCUCACAGAGGCGGAGAAGGAGCAGAUUGUUCACUCGGAGGAAUUCCUGAUCUUCUUUGACCGUAGCAUCCGGAUGGUGGAGAGAACACUAGCUGAGGACUUGGAUAUUUUUACUGACUACAGUGGACGUGACAUGCAAGACAGAGAGAGAGACACGCAAGCUGGAUUAAAUCUGUCCUUUAACCAACAAUUUUAUGAUGAGCAAUGGACAAAACAUCGAGUCGUCACCUGUCUGGAUUGGUCAUCGCAGUGUUCAGAAUUGCUCAUGGCUUCAUACAAUGUGAACGAACAUGCACCACAGGAACCAGAUGGAGUUGUGCUGGUGUGGAAUAUGAAGUUUAAGAAGACAACCCCAGAAUACAUAUUUCACUGUCAGUCCUCUGUGAUGUCAGUGGCUUUUGCACAAUUUCAUCCAAACCUCGUAGUUGGGGGCACUUACUCCGGCCAGAUUGCAUUGUGGGAUAAUCGGACCUGCAGGAGAACCCCGGUACAAAGGACACCUUUAUCUACUGCUGCUCAUACUCAUCCUGUGUCCAGCAUUAAUGUGGUGGGAACGCAGAACGCUCAUAACCUGGUCUCCGUGUCCACAGAUGGCAAAAUGUGCUCCUGGAGUUUAGAUAUGCUCUCUCAGCCACAGGACAGUAUGGAACUCCACUAUAGCAAAUCUAAGGUUGUAGCUGUGACUGGAAUGGCUUUUCCUGCUGGUGAGGUGAAUAACUUUGUGGUGGGGAGUGAAGAAGGGAACGUAUACACCGCCUCACGGCAUGGCAGUAGGCCUGGUAUUAGCGAGAUGUUUGUGGGCCACCAGGGGCCAGUGACUGGCAUCAGCUGCCAUAAUGCUGUGGGCCCCAUUGAUUUCUCCAACCUCUUCACCACUUCAUCCUUUGACUGGUCUGCCAAACUGUGGUCGACUAAACAUAACAAACCGCUCUGCUCCUUUGAGGACAAUGUUGACUACAUCUUUGAUGUCAUGUGGUCUCCAGUGCACCCGGCCGUCUUCGCUACAGUGGAUGGAAUGGGUCGCUUGGACAUCUGGAACCUUAAUAAGGACACAGAAGUUCCUACAGUAAGUGUGAAAGUGGACGGCUCUUGUGCUCUUAACCGGGUCAGAUGGGCAUCAGGGGGCCGCGAGAUAGCAGCAGGUGAUUCUGAGGGUCGAGUCUGGAUCUAUGAUGUUGGAGAGCAACUGGCGGUGCCACAUUCAGAGGACUGGAGCCGAUUUGCACGAGUUCUUGUGGAUAUCCAAUCAAACAUCGAUGGAGAAGUUGCCACAUAUGUGAGCGGCUGAGAGCAUAUACUGUAAUGUAUGUGCUACAAAAGCAAAUCACAUGUAGCUUCCGUAUAUUUCUGUUCAGUAAUACUCAGCUGUAAAAAAAAACAGAUGACAGAAUUGACUGUUAAUGUUCCAGUGGUAAUUUAACGUUAAUUAUUAGUCUGCCAAACUUCUCCUUUAAUUACUUUUUUUUAUUCAAGUGAUGAAGAAACAAAACAGGAAUCAAGAAAAAUUACGCUUUAUAUAUAAUAAAAUAGAUUAAACAUGCAGUGAUGAAACCAUAAACAUAUUAAUUAAAAACUGAACAAAACUUUGAAUUGUGUAUUUAAAAUCCUGUUUUUAAAGUUGUAU
This is a messenger RNA of Clarias gariepinus (North African catfish), 2323 nucleotides long. RefSeq names its product dynein, cytoplasmic 1, intermediate chain 1 (gene dync1i1). Gene Ontology annotation, cellular component: cytoplasmic dynein complex. NCBI's taxonomy places the organism in Eukaryota, Metazoa, Chordata, Actinopteri, Siluriformes, Clariidae. Gene Ontology annotation, molecular function: dynein light chain binding; dynein heavy chain binding. Gene Ontology annotation, biological process: transport along microtubule. The record is from RefSeq and is a predicted model, not a curated record. The transcript is spliced from 17 exons. Bases 98 to 1987 code for a protein of 629 amino acids.